AAACGCAGCAGAGGAGGCGUUAGAAAGUGAAUUGCAUUGCAGGGAAGGUGAUGAUGAGGAAGGGUGAAACGACGUCGUUUGAGAGGGAGCUGAAGAAGCGGAACGAGGAGCUGGAGGAGGAGCUGAAACGGAGCAAGGAGAGGGAGGACCACGUGAGGAGCCAGCUCCACGCCGCAUUGGAUCGCCUCUCCGUGGCGGAGGACGCGGAGGAACGCCUCUGCGCGCAGCUCGGUGACCUCGAAGCCGAAGCGCUGCUGCAGGCGCGUGACUACCACGCCCGCAUCGUUUCACUCGUUGAUCAGCUCUCACAAGCACACUCUCUCCUCAACACCACCUUUCCCCUUCGAUCCUCCUCAUAAAUCCAAAGUUUCUUUAUUUGCAUGUUCUUGUACAGCGCGUCGUUGUUACUGUCCGGUGUGCAACUGUGCGGUAUGAAGUGAUAUAUGCCAUUACCAUCGUAAAAUUCGAUGAUGUAUAUGUAGGUUCUGUUGUUAAGGUUUAGGUCAAGGUUUGGUAGUUCCCCAGUUUCAUUUCUGGACCGUGUAACAUGGAUUCUGGAUUUCUGGGUUUAAUUUAGAUUUAGACCAAACAAAUAUAAGUUUUAAAAUAAUGUAUAUAUAUAUAUAUAUAUAUAUAUAUAUAUAUAUAUAUAUAUAUAUAUAUAUAUAUAUAUAUAUACUGUUGUUUAAUACUCUACUGUCUCCUAAAUUUGAGUAAUAAAUCAAUAUUAAGAGAUUUCUAGGUUUUAAA
Molecule: messenger RNA, 750 nt
Organism: Vigna angularis (adzuki bean)
Lineage: Eukaryota; Viridiplantae; Streptophyta; Magnoliopsida; Fabales; Fabaceae
Product: protein RESPONSE TO LOW SULFUR 3
Exons: 1
Coding region: 51-359 (102 amino acids)
Biological process (GO): cellular oxidant detoxification
Source: RefSeq, a predicted model, not a curated record